AUGUCACAAUUAGACCCUCUACCAACGGAUCUUCCCUUCCGAAUCGUCUCCAAGACCGUGGGUCGAGGAGCAUAUGCCUCCAUCAAGAAAGCAAUUCCCCUCGACGCCCCAACACCAAUUUUUGCUGUAAAGCUCAUUCACAAGGGCUAUGCUGUUAAACAUGGUCGAAUUUCUACCAAGCAGUUGGCCAUGGAGGUCUCACUGCAUUCACACAUUGGCCAGCAUCCCAACAUUAUCGAGUGGUUCGCUUCAGGAGAAGAUGACAUAUGGCGAUGGAUUGCCAUGGAGUACGCGGAAGGCGGAGACUUAUUCGACAAGAUUGAGGCUGAUGUCGGUGUCCGUGAGAAUAUUGCUCAAGUUUACUUUGUUCAACUCAUCAGCGGCGUGAGCUUCAUGCACUCCAAGGGCGUGGCACAUCGUGAUCUCAAGCCUGAGAACAUUCUCCUCUCCCAAGAUGGAUCUUUAAAACUCGCAGACUUUGGUAUGGCCACAAUGUUUGAGUACAAGGGUCAGCGAAAGUUAAGCUCAACACUAUGUGGUAGCCCACCUUAUAUCGCCCCUGAAAUCCUUGCUUGUGGGCGUGCAGACAAGAAGUUACCCAACGCUGCCAAGUACUCACCAGAUCUGGUCGAUGUUUGGUCUUGCGGUGUUAUUCUAUUCGUCCUUCUUGUCGGCAACACACCAUGGGAUGAGCCCUCACAAAGCAGCUGGGAGUUCCAGGAAUACGUACGAACAUCUGGUCGCAGUACGGAUGCCUUAUGGGGGAGAGUCCCAGCAGAAGCACUGUCUCUCCUACGGGGGAUGAUGAGCAUUGAUUCAUCAAAACGCUUCAACUUUACUCAAGUGCGCCAGCAUCCUUGGUACACAAGACACAAUGCCCUCCUCAACUCGGACGGCCGAGUCACAGAUCCCAUCAACUUGGCGACACAGAUGCUGGAGAAUCUCCGCAUCGACUUCAACCACCACCCAACAUCACAACCUUCUUCCAGCGACAAUAUGGACAUAGAUACUGGACUGAAUGUCGGGAAAUUCUCCUCUACUCAGCCAGAGACACCAAUCGCUGAUAAGGACUGGGAUUGGGAGCGUCCUCCACUUCGCUCUAUGGCCUCGCCAGCCUCGUCACUCCCACAUACUCACGAUGCAAGCCGAGCAAUGCUCGAUACACUCGCCGACGAGCCAUCCAUGUCUCAAUUCUCUCAGACUCCUGGUCCUUCUAUGACCCUCACCCAGCAAGCUCGCCGUUUCCGCGACAUUUGUCCCCCAGAAUCACUUACUCGCUUCUUCUCGGCUGUGCCUCCGGCCCACAUCAUCCAGAUGAUAAACGAUGCUCUCCACCAUCUGAACGUCCCCACGACGCAUAUUUCGCCUAAUCCACAUGGCAACCCUGUCGCUAAGAUAAAGGUCAAAGCACUCGACGGUCGUCAACAAAGUUUGCACGGCGAGAUUCAAGUGGAUCGCCAGCCUCUGCCGGAUGGUACGGAGGUCCUUGACAUUCGCUUCGUCAAGGUCAAGGGUGAUCCUCUUGAAUGGCGACGAUUCUUCAAGAAGGUGGUUGUUUUGUGUAAGGAUGGUGUAUACGUCCCGGAGUCUUAG
Messenger RNA from Fusarium tjaetaba, 1593 nucleotides. RefSeq names its product CAMK CAMKL CHK1 kinase. Gene Ontology annotation, biological process: mitotic G2 DNA damage checkpoint signaling; protein phosphorylation. The coding region runs from base 1 to 1593 and encodes 530 amino acids. Gene Ontology annotation, molecular function: protein kinase activity; ATP binding. The transcript has 3 exons. Gene Ontology annotation, cellular component: nucleus; cytoplasm; site of double-strand break. NCBI's taxonomy places the organism in Eukaryota, Fungi, Ascomycota, Sordariomycetes, Hypocreales, Nectriaceae. The record is from RefSeq and is a predicted model, not a curated record.